AUGCGGCACUUCUCGCUGCUGCCACCGGGCGCCGCCGUCCGCGUCCUCCUUCCCUUCGGCCUCCUGCUCCUAGUCUCACUCCUCGUCCUCCGCGGCCGCCCCGUACAACACCGCCUCACCGUGACCAACAUCCCCAACUCCGUCCCGGACCCCGCCGCGCUCUUCCUCUCGCUCUCCCCGGGCGCCAACGCCACCAUCGCCGCCGACCUCCGCGCGCUCACCGCGGGGCCGCACCUCGCGGGGACCCCACCCGCCGCGACCGUCACCUCCCACGUCCUCGCCCGCCUCCGCGCCGCCGGGCUCCACACCGUCACCCGCGACUACACCCCGCUCCUCUCCUACCGCGCGGACGCCUCCCUCGCGCUCCUCACCCCGGACCGCGCCCUCCUGGCGCACCUCUCCGUCGACGAACCAGCAGACCCGCAUCGGCGCCUCGCGCGGCCCUACCACGCCUACUCCCCCUCCGGGGCCGCCGUGGCCGAGGCGGUCUUCGUGAACCUCGGCCGCGACGAGGACUUCCGCGCGCUCGACCGGCUCGGGGUCGCCGUCCGCGGCCGCGUCGCCGUGGCCGUCCGCGGGGGCGGGUACCGCGGCGGGGUGGUGGCGCGCGCCGCGGCCCGGGGCGCCGCCGCCGUGCUCAUCGCCGGCCGCGCGGACGGCGGCGUCGAGCGCGGCACCGUCAUCCUCGGCGGCCCCGGCGACCCGCUCACGCCCGGCUGGGCCGCCACGGACGGGGCCCAGCGCCUAGGGUUCGACGACGAGAUCGUAAAGCGGCGGUUCCCGUCGAUCCCGUCUAUGCCGGUGUCGGCCGACACGGCCUCCGCCAUCGUACGGACCCUCGGCGGGCCGCCCUUGCCGCCGGAGUGGCGCGCCGCUCUCAACCUCGGGGACCACGUCGGCGGCGUCGGGCCAGGCCCCACGCUCCUCAACUUCACCUACCAGGAGGACAGGAAGAUGGCUACCAUAAAGGAUAUUUUUUCUAUCAUCAAAGGAUAUGAAGAACCUGAUCGUUACGUGAUCCUUGGUAACCACCGAGAUGCGUGGACUUAUGGAGCAGUUGAUCCUAACAGUGGGACAGCUGCACUUCUAAAUGUUGCUCGCCGGCUUGGUAUAAUGCUGCAAUCAGGUUGGACACCUCGGAGGACCAUCAUUAUUUGUAGCUGGGACGCAGAAGAGUUUGGAAUGAUCGGGUCAACUGAAUGGGUCGAAGAGAACCUUGGAGAUCUCCAUUCCAAGGCUGUAGCUUACUUGAAUGUUGAUUGUGCUGUGCAAGGCAUGGGGCUCUUCGCAGGUUCUACUCCCCAGUUGGACAAACUCUUGGUUGAAGUUACAAGACAGGUAAAGGAUCCAGAUGUUGAAGGAAAGACAGUUCAUGAUACAUGGAUUGCAAUGAAUGGCGGUAUCAGUAUAGAAAGACUUGCCAGAACUGAUUCUGAUUUUGCCCCAUUUCUACAUCAUGCUGGAAUUCCCUGUGUCGACUUGUACUAUGGAAAAGAAUUUCCUGGCUACCAUACUGCACUUGACUCUUAUGUCUGGAUGGAAAAUCAUGGCGAUCCAUUGUUUCUGCGUCAUUUGGCUAUUACCGAAAUUUGGGGACUACUAGUGCUGCGCUUGGCAGACGAUCUUGUGUUACCUUUUGAUUAUCAGACAUAUGCCUCACAGUUGCAGGAGCAUCUAAAUGUGUUUGCCGCUAUGUUGAACAAUAGCCAGCCAGUCAAUUUCAUAAAUGGAUUAAUUAAGGAUCUUUCCGGUGCAGCCAUGGAUGUUCAGAAGGAGGCAAAGGAGCUAAACCAACUAGAUAUGCAUGAUGGAUACGGUCUUAUGAGGAGGCGGCUGUUGAAUGACCGCCUUUUACUUGCCGAAAGAAGCUUCCUUCAAGCGGAAGGACUUCAAGGAAGAGCAUGGUAUAAGCACCUGUUGUACUCGCCUCCGGAGGACUAUGAGAGUGAACUCUCGUUCUUUCCUGGGAUUGCUGACGCCAUCUCUCGGUCGGGGAACCACAGCGCGAAACAACGGCAGGCGGCCAUGCGGCUGGAAAUGUGGAGAGUCUCCAUGGCAAUCCAGAGGGCUGCGAGUGUGCUCAGAGGCGAAUUUAGCUCUCACGAUAAACCACUAAGCUUUACUGUUUCCUUGGAUCCAUGAAAUUUGUGCAUAAAUAAAAUUGCUACUACAUGUUCUCGUAGAAAUGGAAGCAUGUGCAAUGACAAAGAAAAACUAAUGGCAUCUCGACGCCCGUUU
Molecule: messenger RNA, 2238 nt
Organism: Lolium rigidum
Lineage: Eukaryota; Viridiplantae; Streptophyta; Magnoliopsida; Poales; Poaceae
Product: probable glutamate carboxypeptidase PLA3
Exons: 10
Coding region: 1-2142 (713 amino acids)
Molecular function (GO): carboxypeptidase activity
Source: RefSeq, a predicted model, not a curated record